Messenger RNA from Cyprinodon variegatus (sheepshead minnow), 1216 nucleotides. Its product is annotated as collagen alpha-6(VI) chain-like. The annotation marks the transcript as partial. Gene Ontology annotation, biological process: extracellular matrix organization. The record is from RefSeq and is a predicted model, not a curated record. Gene Ontology annotation, molecular function: extracellular matrix structural constituent conferring tensile strength. Lineage: Eukaryota; Metazoa; Chordata; Actinopteri; Cyprinodontiformes; Cyprinodontidae. The transcript has 5 exons.
UGAUGAGAUGGACUUGGUCUUUCUGUUGGAUCGCUCCGGCAGCAUCAACACAGUACAGCACAAGAUCGUGAAGGACUUUACAGCAGAUUUAGUGGAAGACUUACAGAUUGGUGAGAAGACUGUGCAUGUUGGACUUGCACAGUUCAGUGAAAACUUUCAAGACGAGUUUUACCUCAAUAGGUACUAUGACAAACAGGAAUUAGCUAAUCGCGUACGCCAGGUGGCAUAUUUAGGAGGCAGCACCUACCUCGGUAAGGCCCUGAACUCUGUAAAGAACUAUUUUAGCCCCUCACGAGGCAGCCGCGACACAGUGCCCAAGACCUUGGUGGUGUUCUCAGAUGGUAAUUCCCAUGAUGACGUGGAGGAUGUAAGCAAUGAGAUCAGGAAUAGGAAAAUUGCUGAUGAUGUAAUAGCCAUAGCAAUUGGAGAUAUCUAUGACACCGAGCUUCUGCAGAUUACUGGGGACCCAAAGAAGGUUAUUAGAAUUGGUGAUAUAGAGAACCUACCAAGUUUCAAGAAGAAGGUUUCGGAGGCUAUCUGCAGUGAUGAACCUCGUCCUCCUCCUGUUGAAAACUGCACCAUCGAUAUCGCCAUUGGAUUUGAUAUUUCUCAAGCCCCUAAUGUGCCCCUGCUCAGAAUUGUUAGUCCCCUCCAGGAAAUCGUCCGUUCCAUUUCCAUCGUCAAUGACCUCAGUAACCUGCCUCCAAUCAAGACCAAGAUCUCCUUCAGCAUCAUCAGUCCCGAUGGCAGCUACUUGUUAGACACAAACUUUGAGGCCUUCAACCCAGAAGUUCUGAUGAAAACCUCGACCUUUUCUUGGUCCCAGGCCACAUAUUUCAACUCGGCCUUGCUGAGUGGAUUCAACGCCAAGUUCCGGUCUGAGUCUAGAGCAUCUGUCAAGGUGCUGAUCAUCUUUUCUGAUGGACUGGAUGAAGAUGUGAUGAGAAUGAAGCAGGAAUCUAAGCGGCUACAAAACUCUGGGGUCAGCGCUCUGCUUGUUGUGGCCUUAGAUGUCACUCAAGCCUUCCGGGUCCAGAUGGUUGAGUUCGGAAGAGGACACAAGUACAAGACUCCUCUAAGCAUCAACCUUCAGAAUAUCAACGAAGUCAUCCUACAAGAGAUUAGUUCUGUAGGAGAUCGAAUCUGCUGCAAUGUCUUUUGUAAAUGCUACGGACCCCCAGGACCUCCUGGUACUCCUGGAAUGCCAGGAAUUAAG